Messenger RNA from Acytostelium subglobosum LB1, 4677 nucleotides. RefSeq lists its product as hypothetical. NCBI's taxonomy places the organism in Eukaryota, Evosea, Eumycetozoa, Acytosteliales, Acytosteliaceae. The transcript has 3 exons. The record is from RefSeq and is a predicted model, not a curated record. Gene Ontology annotation, molecular function: 5'-3' DNA helicase activity. Bases 1 to 4677 code for a protein of 1558 amino acids.
AUGGAUAAUGAUGGCAAAGGACAGAACAAGUUAAGAGUGUCAACAGGUGGAACAACAACAACAACAAGAAGGAAUAGGACAUUGACUACACUUAUAGAGGAUGGACUAGUUGAUGUUAAUGCUCAAUGUCAUUUCAUAUAUGAGGGCAAGAGAUAUAAUUGCACCAUCACAUACGUCAAUAACAAAUAUUGCUUUGUUGGUACACGUGACAAUGGUGAUGUUAUCACAGAACAUGCAUCAACAACAUUCAUACGAGAGUUACUCUCUUUGCCAAGUACAUUCAAGAUUGACGGCAACAAAGAGUUGGUGAUCAACAACAUGAGGAUAGUAGAUUAUGAGUUGAAGCCAUUACAACAGUCUGGACUCGAAGAAGGUCUAAAGGAUAUGUCUAUCAAUAGCAACAACAACAAUGAGACAGCACAGGCAAAGGUAGUCACACCAACAAAGUACAUGUCAUCGUCAACUACAUCAACAACAUCAACCCCUGGCACACCUGAUAAUCAACAAACAAACAAUGGUGGCUUGCUUAGAACACCUCCUUCGGCAAUGCCUCCACGUCGACAGGCACUGAGUCAACCAACAAGUGUCAGACCAGUGUAUGAGUUUGAUUUGAUCAAACCAUCAUCCACUAGACACAUCCAACUCGAGUAUCAAGACAUGGAGCCAGCUGUAAUCAAGGCCUCUGGCUUGGGACGUUACUUUCACUUCAAUUGUGAACGAUAUCUCAGUUGGUCAACACGAUCCAAGUCAUCAUCAUUAUCCUCAUCAGCAACAACAACAUCGACAACAUCAACCCAGAGUCCAACGACAACGACAACACCAACAACCAUUGCAGAGGCAAUAAGAUUGGAUGGCUUUGUCUGGGAGAAUGAGGUACUGGACAUACUCAAGCAGGCUAAACAUAGAGUGUUCCUACCUGGGGAGAAGGACGGAGAGAGUAUACCCUAUCAAGAGGUUAUCAGGAUUCUCAAGGAGGAGAAGGGUGACUUCUAUUUGUUCCAAUCAACAUUGUUGGUGCCCAAGGAGUUCCGUGGAAACCUCCCAACGAACAUUACAUUCUCUCGAUCCAUUCCCGACUUCCUCAGUGUAACAUUCCACCCGACAACUGGAAGACGCACAAUCAAGAUCCUCGAUGCCAAGUCCACAUCAACAAUCAAGUUCUCACAACGCUUGCAGUUGGCCUACUACUACAUCUUGCUCGUUGAGGUCUUCAAGUUGGAAGGCAUCACAGAUAUUGACCUCGAUGAUAAUGGGGCGAUCUAUCUAAAGGCACGACCAGUGCCUGAGGACUUUGACCUGGUGUCCACCGUCGAGAAGCUUAGACGCUUCAUGUAUGGCGACUCGAGCGAUCCCGAGAGUCUGCUGGUCAAGAUACUCAAGCAACGCAAGAUGGAUAGUCCUUGGACGCUGAGCGAGGCGUGCGAGGGCUGUGAGUACCUGCCUCAGUGUACGAAGCAGGCCGAGGCCGAGGGCAGCAGGAACGUCAUCGCCAUGCACAAACAUUAUACUAUUGAAACACUACUCGCAUUGAAGAAAGACGACGCGAUUUCGACCGAGACCAAGCCACUGAGCGAGGUAGAGAGGCUGUGCAAGAUCGAUCCGGACAUUAUCAAGGACCUUGAGCUCAAGAGCGAGUUCAUCAAGAUGCAGCCUCGUCUCCAGGCUGCACUCACACAUAGUGUUGAGCUCACUGGAUUCAACAACGUGUUUUUCCCGAUCGAUGAAGAUGUGGCACUCUACAUCUCUUUGGUGUCGCACCCCCAGAAGCAGACAUUGUUCAACUGGACAUUGACUGUAUAUGAUGGGCUAAAGAGUCCAGCAACAUACACCGGACCAGGAGAAAAGAUUGCAGACAUGGUGUCCUUGAUGGCCUCGUUGUUCACCGAGAAUAGUGCCAAGAGGACGCUUCAGGUGUUCAUCUGGGACACAUUCGAGAGGGGAUACUUCUUCAGUCUAUGCCGCGAGCUGCUCACGGCCAACCAGCCAGACUCGCCCAUCUUCCAGAGCGUUGUGCAGGUGUUGGCGGUGCUCUACGAUGACUCGGACUGGAUCAACUUCAAUCUAGGCUACUACCCCCACGAGCCAUUCUCAUACAACUCAAAGAAUGGCAAGGAGGGCUCUGGUGCAAAGUCAACGCCAUUUGUCGUCAUUAAGGAACAGGUAAUGCAAGCGCUCGCCAUUAAUAUAUACCCACCUUAUACCUUGGCAGACAUUGCAUGCUCAAUGCUUGGACUCAAGACCGCGCCAACGAGCCUCCUGCCCGACCACAUAUUCGCCACCAUCAUCCAGCCCGGACUUCCAGACUGCGCUCCUUUCAUCGAGCGUGUGGACUAUCUCCACCAAGUCAUCACCAAUCUCCGAGUUCGUUUGUUCACUGCUCAGUCCCAUGAGCAAAAGAUUAAGAAGUUCAAACAAAGGAGUGCUCUCAAGUAUGUCAACCCUUUGAUCAACAAGUUGAUGUAUUGUUAUCAGUUUGAGCUGAUGGCCAAGUAUAGGAUGAUCAGGUCCGUGCGAUCAUGCUCGGUGGACAUCAAUAUACAUGAUGGAAAGUACCUCAUAAUGACAUUGAUGGACGAUGGUAGAUUCCAGACGAGGAUACAUCAGCAAUACUACUCAUACUUUGAGCAGAGACUCAAGGACACCUUUGCCCACUUUGCCAUGGUCCACUACUCACACGAUGGUGUCAAGCUGCUUCGACAAUACGAUGAUCUCGACUUCAUGGCACCAACGGGCAUCUACGAGGUGACCAAGAUAUUAGUCUCGCCAGCCGACACAUUUGACUCAUUCGUCAUUGCCAACAUCACACUCGCACUUCCCAAGGACGUAGUGUUGGAGAAACGACAAUCAUACAUCUUGUUUGAAAAGUUCGACACAGACUACUUCUCACAGUAUAAGUGGCUGGUAGCCAGCUACGAACAAAUAGACAGCCAGGCAAACUCACCAAUGUUGGACUUGUUCAACAACCCCGCCAAAUGGACGAGCGAGUCGGAGGAGUAUGCUGACUUUGCCAGAGCGGUGAAACAUACCAUAGAGGCACUCAAUCAAACAGACACGACCAAGAGAAUGGACAACAGAUUGACUCUGACUCCAUCACAACGACAAGUCGUUGAGAACGCAUCAAAGAAGCGUUUGCAACUGGUGCGUGGACCACCCGGCACGGGCAAGACUCACUUCUUGGCGCUGCUCGUACUCAUUAUCUUUGACACGUGGAUCAGAUUGGAGCGCAAGGAGGGCUAUCUCAUUGUGAUUACAGCAUUGACGCACACGGCCAUCGACAAUGCUCUUCUACGAAUUGCCAAGCUCAAGAAAGAGUACGAGACCUACACAGGCGCAUCGCUCCACUUCCACAUUGUAAAGAAGGAGAAGACCAUUAGCCAAGCACUGGCGAGCAAUGGUGUGCUCACGGUCGACCAAGCUGCAAAGAACCUGUACAGAUUCCAAGUGGUGGGUGCCACUUGUUGGGGUGUAUCCACACUCAAGACAUCAAGACCAAUUGACUACUUGAUCAUUGAUGAGGCCUCCCAGCUGCAGACACCAAUCGCAGCAAUGGCCAUGAAUUUGGCACAUAGAUAUCUCAUUUGUGGCGAUAAUCUGCAGUUGCCACCUGUGUUGCAAGGCAAGUACGCCGUCAAGCAUGAGCUGGCCAUCAACAAUCAAACAUACGAUCCCAAGGUGCACAAGUCGGUCUUCUCGUGUGUCAAGUCGCUGCUAAUCAAGAACAACUGUGGCCAGGCAUUCUUGACACUCAAUGAGAACUUUAGAAUGACACCCGACCUCUGUCAGUUCGCUGCCAAGUAUCUCUACGGCGACUCAUACCGAUGCUUUGAUGUUGACCAGAAGCCGACCAUCGAACCAGCACUGCUGGGUACGUACAGCGAGGUGAUCCGGUCCAUCUACGACUCGGGACGAUCGUGCUUCACACUGAUGAUCGACGGCAAUCACUUUGGAAACAGACAGGUCGAGGUGGACUUGGUCAGACAGAUAUACAUGUACGAGCGAGAGAGGUUCAUCCGCAGGAACCAACAAAAACAAACCUGGCAUUCUGCAGACGACUUGGAGAAUGCAUUCUGGUCAAGUCUUCAACUGGGCGUUGUCACACCACUCAAUGCACAAAGGAUAGACAUGCAGCUAAUGGUGAUAUCGGAACAGGCCAAGCAUGGUUGUGCUGCAGAUCACAAACCAUCGAUUGGAACUGCUGAGAAGAUGCAGGGACAAGAGUUCGACACUGUGGUGGUAUGCUACAAUGGAUGGAGCAGCAGCAACAAGGCUCACGACUUUAUCUACAACCUCAAUCGACUCAAUGUAUCAUUCACGCGAUCCAAGCAGCGCGUCAUUCUCAUCACGUCCAGACCAUUGCUCGCGCCAUCUCAAGCAGUACUAAGCAACAAGAAGACAGAAAGAGCCUAUGACUAUCUUAUGAACUUUGUAAACUACUCCAAUGUGACAAACCUUGUUGCUCAUCCAGUGACAAGCGGCAGCAGCAGUAGUGGAAUCACACCCUUGAAGACUUCAACAACUGGAACUCCAAACUUGUCCACACCAGAUUCAAAGGAGUUGCUGCCUAUAGCUAGUACACCACAGACACCAAUCCAAGAUCUUCAGUUGGACUUUAUCAGCAAGCUAUCUCUAACAAGAAGAGAUACUCAAUCAAACGACGACAAUAACAACAAUCAAUAG